Messenger RNA from Gossypium raimondii (Peruvian cotton), 1259 nucleotides. Its product is annotated as histone deacetylase HDT1. Lineage: Eukaryota; Viridiplantae; Streptophyta; Magnoliopsida; Malvales; Malvaceae. The coding region runs from base 135 to 1049 and encodes 304 amino acids. The transcript has 8 exons. The record is from RefSeq and is a predicted model, not a curated record.
UCCUAUUCCGAAAAAAGAAAAGAAAAACACGUCAACGCACUAACGAAGAAAUUACACUCUCUCUACGUCGUUGACUGUUGAAUUUUCAUUCCUUAAAAACAAAACCCUAAACCUUAAAUUCUCUCACAUUUUCAAUGGAAUUUUGGGGUGCUGAGGUUAAAAGUGGACAGAGCUUUGAGGUUGAAUUAGAGGAUGAUGGCAGUAGGAUUUUGCAUAUUUCACAGGCUGCCCUUGGUGAGGUGACCAGUGAUAACAAAAAAGAAAAAGGAAAUGGAACUGCUUGCAUCUAUCUCAAAUUCAAUAAUGAAAAGUUUGUAAUCGGAACACUUUCCCAUGAUAAAUUCCCCCAGAUGCCAUUGGAUUUGGCAUUGCAUAGUAAAUUUGAGUUGUCCCAUACCUGGAAGAAUGGCAGUGUUUAUUUCACUGGGUAUUAUGUUGAUACGCCUCAAGGUAGUGGUUCUGAGUCUGAAGAGGAGCUUCCUGAACCCAUAGUUAAUCCCGUAAAGCCUCAUGCUACAAUAUCUGAUCCUACCACGUCAAAACAGGUUAAGAUUGUGGAACCAAAAAAAGCAGAGGAUAGUAGUGAUGACGAGGAUGAAGAUGAUACUUCUACCGAGGAUGAAAUGUCCAGUGAGGAUCAGGAACCUGGCAUGUUAGUAAAUGGUGAGAAUGAAAGUGACAAUGAUACUGACAGUGAUGAGGAUGAUAGUGAAGAAGAAAGUUCAGAUGAGGAUCCUGAGACACCUGAGACGGAAAAGGCCGGACCGAGCAAGAAGAGAUCUGCAGAGUCAGCUACAAAGACCCCUGCACCAGAAAAGAAGGCAAAGCUAGUCACUCCCCAAAAGACGGAUGGCAAGAAAGUGGGUGGACAUACAGCAACUCCUCAUCCUUCAAAGGAAGCCAGAAAGGCAUCGGCUACCACCGGUCAAGUGAAUCAGAGCGCAAAGCCAGGCGGUUCAUCAUUCCCUUGCAAGUCUUGCGGCAGGUCAUUUGGCUCUGAAAAUGCCUUGCAAUCUCAUUCCAAGGCAAAACAUGGAAUUGCAGUGUAAAAAUCAAUCAGUCUAACAAGUAAUAUCUUUGUUUAACUAUUACCAUUCCUGGAAUGGGCAAAUUGAACAUAAUUAGUUAAAUGUUUUAGGUGACUAUAAUUGAUGAUUUAUGUGUUUAAUGAGUAGUAUUUGCAAAUUAUUAGGUUAUCUUAAAUGAAAUUGUGCUCUGCCUAUAGCAAAAAAUUAUGUCAUAUUGGUAUCAUUUUCUCA